Ogataea philodendri is the source of this 234-nucleotide messenger RNA. RefSeq lists its product as uncharacterized. The transcript has a single exon. The coding region runs from base 1 to 234 and encodes 77 amino acids. The record is from RefSeq and is a predicted model, not a curated record. Lineage: Eukaryota; Fungi; Ascomycota; Pichiomycetes; Pichiales; Pichiaceae.
AUGAAAUGGGUGGUUCCAAUAGUCACCGAGGCCACGUCUUUCUUAUUAACGUCUUUACACUCUUCAAAUAGCUUAGAUAUACCUUUCUCAAUGCUAUCUGAGACCUCAACCGAGGUGACCAUCUUAUUCCACGCUAGCACACCAUGGGAUUCCAAUCCAAUCUUGGUCGGAUCAAUAAGCACUGAGUCAGUGUUGGUUCCUCCAACGUCCACUCCAAUUAACAUGUUAAACUAA